CUCUGUGAGCAAGGAGUGCUCUUCUCGGCAGCAGACAGGACAGGUGCCUGGGCUGCUGCUUCUAAAACACAAAACAGAUUAGAAGAUCGUGGCCUGGAUUAUCUAGAUUGGAGGAGAGAGAGAGAGAAUUCCUCUUACCAUCUGAAAUGCCAGAGAGUGAGGAUCUGGGACAAGAUGAAAGCUGGAAAGUCAUCAAUUCCAGGCAAGACUACAGACCCAGAAUAAAUCAGUGCAUUUCAGAAACACUGAUGAAUUUAUUUGUAUUUCUUCAAGAAAUGUCCCACUUCAAGGAACAAAACCCUGGCAAGUUUUGCCUGCUAGUCUGCAGUAUAUGUACAUUUUUCACUGUCUUGGGGAGUUACAUUCCUGGAGUUGUCCUCUCCUAUGUCUUGUUAUUGUGUGCCUUUUUAUGUCCCUUCCUUAAGUGCAAUGAAUUUGGACAGAAAGUGUGCAACAAAAUUAAGACUGUUCUGAUGAAACUAGAUUUUGGAGUAGUGGAAUAUAUCAACCAGAAGAAAAAAGAGAGAUCUGAAACAGCAAAAACAAAACCCACAGAAGAUGACAGUGAAUUAGACAUAUCAGCCCUGUGUCCUAAGAUUAGUCCUGCGGUGGUUGCCAAAGAGCUGUCGGUGUCUGACACGGAUGUCUCAGAAGUAUCGUGGACCGAUAAUGGGACCUUUAACUUAUCCGAGGGGUAUUCUCCACAGACAGACACGUCUGAUGAUUUUGACCGGCCUAGUGAUCAUGAAGAAGCUUUUGCUAGAGAUCUUACAGAAUUUCCUUCUCUAGAAAACGGUGCUGGAACAAACGAUGAUGAUGACUCGAGCAUCAGUAUGCCCAUCCAGCAAAAACAAACAAAGGAACAAAUGUAUUUCGAGGUGGAUGAUGCUUCCAGACAGAAUAAAGAGAGACCGUCCACUGCAGGGCUUUCCUUGCCUUUGACCAGUGACCAAACCUUUAAUUUAAUGAGUGGAAUUGCUGGGGAUGUCAUCGCAGCUGCAGUGUCUGCCGCCAUCAAAGACCAGUUGCAGUCUGCACAGCAAGCUCCCUCACAUGCAGUGCCCAGUCUGAGCGAGGAGACAGACACAGAGGAAGCUGAUGAUUUUGAACUGCUUGACCAGUCUGAGCUUGAGCAGAUUGAGAAAGAAUUGGGACUUUCACAAGGCCAAGAAGCAGAAUCCCAGGAAAAGAAAAAAUCUUCAGGCUUCCUUUCAAACCUCCUUGGAAGUCAUUAACCUGGAAGUUGCAGCUGGUAACA
Messenger RNA from Merops nubicus (carmine bee-eater), 1258 nucleotides. It is a transcript of the gene RETREG1, whose product is annotated as family with sequence similarity 134, member B. The transcript is spliced from 7 exons. Gene Ontology annotation, biological process: negative regulation of neuron apoptotic process; reticulophagy. NCBI's taxonomy places the organism in Eukaryota, Metazoa, Chordata, Aves, Coraciiformes, Meropidae. Gene Ontology annotation, cellular component: endoplasmic reticulum membrane. The coding region runs from base 147 to 1235 and encodes 362 amino acids. The record is from RefSeq and is a predicted model, not a curated record.